Molecule: messenger RNA, 1042 nt
Organism: Saprolegnia parasitica CBS 223.65
Lineage: Eukaryota; Oomycota; Saprolegniomycetes; Saprolegniales; Saprolegniaceae
Exons: 6
Coding region: 32-973 (313 amino acids)
Biological process (GO): NAD transmembrane transport
Molecular function (GO): NAD transmembrane transporter activity
Source: RefSeq, a predicted model, not a curated record
UCGACACUUCCCAAGACGCCGCUGCAUCGAGAUGCUCUCGCUGGAGAAGAACCGCCACGACAUGAUCGCAGGCGCAAUCGCGGGCUCGGUCACGGCCAGCAUGUGCUGCCCGCUGGACGUGGCCAAGACGCGUAUCCAGGCCCAAGGCGGCGUCUUGGCGUUUAGCAAGUACAAUGGCAUCUUCCGCAGCGUGCAUACGAUCUACGUCGAAGAAGGUGUGCGCGGCAUGUACCGCGGCUACUCGGCGGCGAUGCUGAGCUUCCCCGUGUAUUUUUCGCUCUACUUUCCGACCUACGAGUGGGUCAAAGCGCAGUUCAACACGACGGCACUGAGCAACAGCCCACUGGUCGUGCAAGCCGCGUCGGCGACGAUCGCCGGCACGGCCAUUGACACGGUCACGUACCCGCUUUGGUUUCUUCGCACGCGCAUGCAGACGCAGCACAUGCAUCAGCUCGCGGCCUCGCACGGGCGGGACUCGUACUCGACGCUGCGCUCCACGAUCGGUUCGAUCUACCGCACCGAAGGUCUCGGCGCGUUUUACAAGGGCCUCUCGGCGUCCGCGGUUGGUAUCCUCAGCUACGGCAUCCAGUUUCCAGUCUACGAAUCCAUGAAGGCGCGCAUCGCUGCAGCCGAAGGUGUCGAGAACGACAAGCCGUCGGCCUCGGGGGUCGUCCUCUCGGCGAUCGUGUCCAAGACGAUCGCGUCCUGCUUCGCGUACCCUGGCGACGUGGUCCGCGUGCGCAUGCAAGAUACGGUCGGGCGGCACAGCGAGUACAAGCACUUUCUCGACGCGAUGGCCAAGAUCGCACGCAAAGAAGGUGUCGGCGCGCUCUACGCAGGCUUCCAAGUCAACACGCUGCGGAUUCUGCCGCAGUGCGCGAUCACGUUCUUCUGCUACGAGUACAUCAAGAGCGGGCUCGCGGCAGCCGAUGCGCUCCCGCACUGCCUGCCGCACGAGAACGCGUUGGCCUAAGCUCGACGCCUUGGCCUAAGCUUUACGCGCCGCCGACGCUUGGCCGCCACGGCGCCACGUCAUCGCUGC